AUGAGGUCAAAACGGGUCAUAUCCAUCGUCUGCUGUCACGCUGAAGGUGAGGUAGGCGAUGUGGUCAUCGGAGGUGUGAUUGACGUCCCCGCAAAGACGAUGCACGACAAGCUCGUCCGCUACAUGGCCGAGAAGGACGACCUUCGCCAGCUGCUUCUCCAAGAGCCACGAGGGCGUCUGGAAAUGAGCGUAAAUCUGGUCGUGCCGCCAUGUCGUCCCGACGCCGAUGCCGGCUUUCUCAUCAUGGCCCCUGGCGACUGGGUGCCCAUGUCUGGCUCCAACACUGUGUGCACCACGACGGUUCUUCUCGAGACAGGCAUUGUGCCGAUGAAGGAGCCUGUCACGGAAGUCAGACUUGACACCGCGGCGGGGUUGGUUGUGGCAACAGCGGAAUGCCAGAAUGGCAAAUGCAAGUCUGUGUCCUUUGACAACGUCCCCGCCUUUGUUUACGCCCUCGAUAAAGAGAUCAGCGUUCCUGGGCUUGGAAAGGUUGUCGUAGACAUUGCAUACGGGGGCCAAUGGUAUGUCCUCGUCCAAGCAGACGCACUGGGUGUUAUGGUGGAUACUGUCAACGCGGAUCGCCUCAUCGACCUCGGUAAACGGCUGAAGAGCGCCGUGCUGGCUGAAUGCAUGCCCACGCAUCCCGAGAACCCGGCGAUCUGUGGCAUCAACAACGUCAUCAUCACGGAGCCGCUGGUCGACGAGCUUGGGGGGAAGUCAGUCAAGCAUACGGUCAUUGUCACGCCAGGGAGACUAGAUAGAAGCCCAUGUGGUACGGGCAGCUCUUCUCGCCUCGCUAUUUUUCAUGCCAGGGGGCUUGUCAAGGUUGGUGAGCCGGUCAGGUUUAGGAGUAUUAUCAACACUCAGUUCAUCGGUCACAUUAGAGGUACGGCAAAGGUUGGGGACCUGGAUGCAGUGCUUCCGACAAUCAAGGGAAGGGCUUGGAUCACCGGUGAGAAGAAUGUGCAUCUUGACCCAGAAGAUCCGUUUCCGACCGGGUUUUUACUUUGA
This is a messenger RNA of Fusarium keratoplasticum, 1011 nucleotides long. RefSeq lists its product as uncharacterized. The transcript has a single exon. NCBI's taxonomy places the organism in Eukaryota, Fungi, Ascomycota, Sordariomycetes, Hypocreales, Nectriaceae. Gene Ontology annotation, molecular function: 4-hydroxyproline epimerase activity. Bases 1 to 1011 code for a protein of 336 amino acids. The record is from RefSeq and is a predicted model, not a curated record.